Closterium sp. Naga37s-1 is the source of this 795-nucleotide messenger RNA. The record is from the annotation of a GenBank genome assembly. Lineage: Eukaryota; Viridiplantae; Streptophyta; Zygnematophyceae; Desmidiales; Closteriaceae.
AUGAACUUGGUCGCGACGAACGAUAAGGAUGAGAUUUAUGAGGAUCCUGAGUCUACUGAGGAUGAUGAGAGUGAGGACUCGGAUGAUAUGGCUGCGAGUGUGGAGGCAGCAGUGAAGCAGGAAGAGGAGAUAGUGACCAUGGAGGCAGCAGCAGUAAACGGUGGAGAUGGAGACGAUGUCAACACUUUUGCAGCAGCGAUCGUGGUUGAAGAUGAAGCAGUAAAUGCGAAGUGUGUGGGAGUUGAAGCUGUGAAAGGGGACAUCAUGGUGAAAGGAUCAAAGGCGAAUGCAACUGCAAAGGGGCAAGUGCUUAAGGAGGAUGAACGCGUUGAAGGGUACGAGACCCGAGAGGUGUUGGGUGUAAAGAUGCCGAGGAGAAGUGAGAGGCUUAAGAAAAUCUCUCAAGGUUUGGAUGUCAAGGCGCUCAACUUCAAGACACGUAAGCAGAGUGGUGAGCAACACGGGGGGAAUCAAGGCAGUGGUGAGCAACACGGGGGGAAUCAAGGCAGUGGUGAGCAACACGGGGUGAAUCAAGGCAGUGGUGAGCAAAUGGGGGGAAUCAAGGCACUGGUGAGCAAGACGGGCGGAAUCAAGGCAGUGGUGAGCAACACGGGGGGAAUCAAGGCAGUGGUGAGCUACACGGGCGGAAUCAAGGCAGUGGUGAGCAACACGGGGGGAAUCAAGGCAGUGGUGAGCAACACGGGGGGAAUCAAGGCAGUGGUGAGCAACACGGGGGGAAUCAAGGCAGUGGUGAGCAACACGGGCGGAAUCAAGGCAGUGAUUUUCUUAUCCUAA